AUGUCCACAGCUAGCCCAUCGGUGCCUACUACUUCGGCGACCCAAUAUGGCGCGUCGUCUGUGCACACUGCACAGCCUCAAGCGAAUCACGGAGGCACUCCGUCUAUGCAUAGCCAUGCGGGCACAACUUUGACGGCCUCUGAUCCUCAUGUUGGCCAUGGGCCUGGCACCGCGGGUCUGUAUCAAGACAGUGUAGGCCAAGGUCCUCAUCACAUCGCUGGCUCGUUCGCAGGCACGCAGUUAACGCCUAUGACUUCACCAUAUGGCACAGCUGCGUAUGGAACCGCACAGCAUCCUAUGUACAGCACAUCAUAUACGGGACACCCAUAUGCGCCUUAUCCAAACUACUUUGGUCAUAUUUCUCAUUAUGGGGCCCAUCCUCCGCAUUAUGCUAGUGCUGGAUCCAGCCCUGCGUAUCACACGCCAAUCAUGAGCAGCAUGAUACCUCACAGUGCCUAUAACCCACAUGCAGCAGGUCAUAUGCCCUCGCAUCAUGCUCCAACCACGGCUGUACCAAUUCCCAUGGCUAGUUCAUCCGCUGGCACGGCGACGCCUGCUGGACCGAGCAUGGCGUCGAAUGCUAUGAUGCCUACUUCCACUUAUGGCUCAGCAUCUCAAUACAGUGCACCCGUUCCGUGGACUGGCCGGCAUCGUGUAACGACCACGUUGUGGGAAGAUGAAGGCACGCUCUGUUUCCAGGUGGAUGUCAAAGGAGUUUGUGUAGCACGUCGUCACGACAAUAACAUGGUGAAUGGCACUAAGCUAUUGAAUGUUUGUGGCAUGUCUCGUGGAAAGCGCGACGGCAUUCUAAAGAAUGAGAAGGAGCGUAUCGUUGUCAAGGUUGGAGCGAUGCAUCUCAAGGGGGUGUGGAUUGCGUUUAGCCGUGGCAAGCAACUGGCAGAGCAACAUGGAAUUGCCGAUAUCUUGUAUCCACUCUUUGAACCGAACAUCCAGUCUUUUUUAUAUCAUCCAGACAAUUAUCCUCGCACAGCCGCUGUUAUGGCUGCGGCACAAGAGCGCCAAGCUCAUCGUCAUUAUGGCAUGGCGGGCGGGACGAGCGCCCCCGUCAAAGAUGUUAACGGCAAUGAUAUAAGUGCGAAUAUUCCCUUGCAUUCUGGCUUGCCACAUGGUCAUUGGUCUGGCUCGCAGCUGGCGCAUGAUACAUCUGCGGCUAGUCCUGCUGGGACUGAUGCAUCGAUGCAGUAUCCUUAUGCGCAACAUCAUCCUCAUUACCACCACCAAGCACAAGCGAUACCUCCUCAGGCUCACACUUCAGCGUCUCAAGCGCAGACUUCUACGUCUGGAUCGGCCGCAGCGCCGCCUGGCAACGUGUUCAGCCCACCUAACCCGGCCUAUUCUGCCCAGGCAAUGCAGCCAGCUGUCCGCCCAGCCCCAACGAACAUGAUGAUGGACCGCCGGCUUGAUCAACCCUCAGACGCAUGUGGCAUUCAACCACCUGGUUUAUCGGGCGCAAUACAAGCACCCGGUAAUGCAGCCAAUACACGCCGCAUGCCGAGCCUGAAGCGGUCCGCAAGUGAACAUGGCGCCCAGCUGGGUGACGUAUCCCAUCAUGAUGAGUUUGACCAGUGCGCAGGCAGUGCAGCGGCUCCCAGCAGUGUUGUGUCUGGGAACGGUCCUCGACCUUCCACUGACUCUUUCGCCACGAAUGCGCUAGCAACGCCCAACUUUUCACUUGACGACAUGAAAUUGGAAAAGCGUCAGAAAAUUGAGUCGCCAUCGGUUCAACCAUCUUCGCUGGACAUGGUAUACCCGGGAGAAUCGCGUGCAUCUGAACCUGAUUCACGCCCACAAGUUCAAGAAGAAUAA
Messenger RNA from Malassezia globosa CBS 7966, 1827 nucleotides. RefSeq lists its product as uncharacterized. Gene Ontology annotation, molecular function: sequence-specific DNA binding; DNA-binding transcription factor activity. The transcript has a single exon. The record is from RefSeq and is a predicted model, not a curated record. Gene Ontology annotation, cellular component: nucleus. NCBI's taxonomy places the organism in Eukaryota, Fungi, Basidiomycota, Malasseziomycetes, Malasseziales, Malasseziaceae. Gene Ontology annotation, biological process: positive regulation of transcription by RNA polymerase II. The coding region runs from base 1 to 1827 and encodes 608 amino acids.